Ceratitis capitata (Mediterranean fruit fly) is the source of this 4155-nucleotide messenger RNA. It is a transcript of the gene Rsph3, whose product is annotated as radial spoke head protein 3 homolog B. NCBI's taxonomy places the organism in Eukaryota, Metazoa, Arthropoda, Insecta, Diptera, Tephritidae. The record is from RefSeq and is a predicted model, not a curated record. Bases 300 to 2432 code for a protein of 710 amino acids. Gene Ontology annotation, cellular component: cilium. The transcript is spliced from 5 exons.
CACAAUAAAAAGUCAAUAUCUUUAACGGUAACGCGAAUACUGAACAAAAACCGCACGCACGUUGACUUCAUUCAAUUCCAUGCAAUGUCGCUGAAAUGGAAAUUCACGUUGUACUAAAUAAGAACUCGUUUUAUUGAUUUGCUGUGCGCAUCUAAGUGACCUUUAACCUUUAUUUGCAUGUGUUUGAAAUUUCGCGAACAACAAAAGAGAAAAAUUAAUUGCGUUGUUUUUGAGUGUACAAAAUGUUUCAAACGUCAUUAAAUAGUUAAGAAAAUAAUUUGGUAGUGUUGCCAAAAAUUAUGAAAUUCGACGGGCAGCAAAAUGUCACAAGUCCUGAGCACCUCCCUACAAAAUCUCCUAUAACAGAAAAUCAUCACACAUUCCUCGACUCUACCACAACCAAGGGCGAUACUAAUACCACAGCAACCAUAAAUGCAAAUUCCACCACUUCGUCCGUUUCUCAGGAAAUAGAGUUGAAAAAUAAUCCUACCUCCACAGUGCGCACCCAAAAUUUUUCCUUUGCUAGUACCUACCGCCCAGAGACCAAUACUUUCAAUAACAGAUACGACAAUCCCCAAUCCCUAGGCUUAUAUCCAUACAAGCCCAUUGCAGCCUUUACUAUCCUUAAUAACGAAGAGGUUGCUAACGCCUUGGAUAGGGGCAAACCUAACGCGAUUGUGCGACCAAUUCGUCGUUUCGAUAAGCCGGAAUUGGCGCGACCCAUUCGUCAUAAUGCUGCCGUUACAGAUGAAAAUACUUUGUGGCCUCCCCCGCAAGAACAUCGCCAGAGGAAUAACUUUUCGUCCACAUCAUCGAAGAAAAUAACCCAUUUGUCCUCGGUAAGGCCAAAUGAAGAAAUCAUUGAACAAUUAAAGGACGAACUAAGUCAGAAGCUAUAUAAUUUAAAUUACACAACUAGUCCAGAGUCUUGGACCAACUCUAGACACUCUUCAAAUGUAAGCCAACACGACCACGUUAUCAAACGCCCUCUAUUUAUUACCACGGUACCCACUGGUGUAUUCCUACCACCCCCUAAAGAACCUCCAAUACCAUGGUUUUUGAAACCUCAUAUAUAUGCAUAUUCCUCACACCCAGUCGUAAUGACAAGUGGCGGUGGCAUCGCAUCCAUCGACGGCAAUGACAAAGCUCACAAUAAGGACGCAGUAGAAUCAACAAAGAUCUCUACCAGCGAUAAGGUAUUCGGAACCAAAUCGUUCAAUAAUACAAACUUAAAUUUAAAAGCAAAUACUCAUGUACCGAAAAAAAUUGCUACAAGCGCGAACGGAACGUCAUUGAAUAGCAUGAGGAAUGACCAAUCGCCCCCUCCUUCAUCACGGUAUUCUUUAACUGGUGGUGUAAAUCUUACCAAACAACAGUUUCAGGAGCAAAUUCAGCAACGCCGUACGAAAAGGGACACUCCACCACAACCCUAUCGCAAUGUCAUGUACGAUCGCCGUGUUAUUCGCGGAUCCGUAUUCGGUGCUCAACAGCUGUUGGAAAACUCUGAUCCCUUUGAUAAAGCAGCCGAAAUACGACGCCGUCACGCGAUACGAAAGCAAAAGGUUUGUCGAAAUCAGCGUAAUGUUCUUGGGACACCGCCACCUGUCAACGGUCGUCGACACGAAGUUAUACAAACAGAGAAAUAUUUGGAAGAACUAUUGCAACGUCCCCCAGAAUUUUCCGUUGAUACACAAACAGAUUUGUUCCUUGAAAAACCACCAGAACCACCUUAUGUGCCCGCCAAAGUGGGUGUUGACGUCGCAACCGAAAUAGCCGAUGGUGAACUAUUCCACUUCGAUGCUGAGGCACAGCCUAUCAUCGAUAUACUUGUGGAUUCUUGCAUCGAACAAAGCAUGUUGGAGGUAGCGCACGAGCAAGAGAUUGCUGCACUUCGUCAAAAACAAGCAGAAUUUCUCGCGAAACGAGAAGCCGAGUUGGCAGAGCUUCGACGUCUUGAAGCUGAAGAGUUACGCUUGCAAGCCGAGAAGGAGCGCCGUUUACAACAAGAUUCCAUUGCAAAAGAAUUGGAUGAAGAAAUGCAAAAGAGCGUCACUGCUGCCAAAUUAUUACAGGGUCAUAUUGCAGGAUUAUUGCCAGAGGUUUUGGAUAACCUUGAACCAGCUACGGAUGCAGCCAAGAAGGAGCAUCUGAUGAAGACUAUCGCACCUUGGUUGACUGUCGAGGUAGCAGAAGAAGUUGGCCAUAUUGUAGACUCCCGUGAAAUACUCACUGUCAUCAUACAAGAAAUUAUUAAACAACGCGCCACUGCUUAUGCUGGUUAUAAGGAGGAUAUGCCGUUGGAAACAGUAAUAGAACGGGGUGAGGAUGACAUAUUGGAGGAGGUAGCGAAAGAGGAAAUGUGUACUUGUGAGUCGAGUGAUAUCAGCAGUGAGAAAACGGAUAAGUGUGACGACUUAUCGAAGAAUGUGUAAUUAAGUAAGCUAGUUUCCUAUUAUGGGACUCAACUGAUCCCAACACUCAAAAGCUUUCUAAAGAAUAGAAGAAUAUCAAAAUUGUUAGAUGAACACAUAUGUAUGUAUAUAUGUUUGAUUUUGGGAUACAAUGAAAUUCAUUUGUUUCAUACAUCAAACCACGAUUGCAAACCUGGAUUUGAAAUGAUUUGUCAUGACAGUUUUGGUUCGUUGAUUGUGAGUACAAAAAAGAGAAAUAAUGAAUUCGGUUUCACAAAAUUUUUUCGAAGUGUAAAUGUAUAUCCGUCAGAAUAGGGGAAAAAAUUAAAUGGUAGUUCAAAAAUGAUUUUAAAUACCAAAAAUGUUUCCAUAGUCAGAAAUCUUAUAAUCAGAGAUGUUCGAUAAACGAAACGAUAUUAUGUCUUAGCGGCGCAUGUACGAAUUCAUUGUUAACGUUAAUUGUAUGGGGUGCUGGCAAUAUCUCAAAGAAACGAGUGGUAUUCUUUCCGAUGGUAACUUAUGGCAUUGCCAGUAUACAGAAAUUUAAACUUUUUAAAAAUUAGUUUUGAUAACUGCUUCAACGAUGAUUUCUCCAAACGAUUAAUUUGUAAAAAGUUAGAUGGAUAGAAGAUGAUUCGAUCAUCUUUAUAUAAUUUUCGCACACAUUUAAAGGUGUUGGUUCUACUUUAUAGAUAUUUUUACCAUAAAACUACGUACCCAAGUAUAUUAAUAAUAAAUUGUGCUAGCCACUGGCGUGUAUCUAGACUAGAAGUAUCCUUUCUUUGGCACAUACAGAAAAUCUAUAUUUUUGAAAAAAACUAUUCACUGUAUAUUAAGUACCAAUUUAUGUAGUUAUGAUGUUGACUUUAAGAAGGAUAAAUUCAUACAUACUCAAGCAUCCAUAUUAAUGUAUUAUUAUCAAGGCUGCAUUAUAACGAUAAAUUAUCGUUAAAGCCGUUAUCAAAGUAAACUUGUUUUCAUUUUUACCCGAAACGAAAAGCUGUCGUUAAUAUUAAGUCUUUAACAGAUAAUAUUUGACAUCAAAAUUGAAAUCUGCUCUUAAAUCAUCACAAGCAGCCAUUUUAACGUUAACGAUGAGUUUUCUGCGGUUUCAACGUUGACAAUUUAAUUUCGUUGAGUUAUUUUUGCUUGUUAGAAAAACGGAAUAAUAUCGUUGCGAUUGUUGAGUAUCUCUGAUGAAUAUAAACAUAUCUACUCUUACUGGUACUUACAAUUAUCGAAUUAAAGUUUUAAAUUCCAACUUAUGCGAAGGUCGAUUGGUUAGCAUAAAAUAAGGUUAUGUUAAUGAACGAAAUCAAUCGCAAAGGCAAAUCCUCUUGAAAUUUUGCCCUUCAAAAGACGAAUUAUGCAUAUUAUACUUUACAUACAUACGUGCAUACAUAUGUGCAUACUUUUAUGUUGGUCAACGUUUAUCAAUAAUGUGCGGCACAAUAGUCUUGAUUUUAUGCUUAUCCAAAUUAUUGAAUUAUUUCAUUUUCUUAAUUGCAAAUCAAUAUUGUGGCCAUUAAAUGACAUUAGAUGAUAGGCUGGAGUUAGUUCAAGUGGAAAAACGCCUUUUUAGCAAAGACCGGUGAACUUUAUUGAUAUAUGUAUGUACUUUGGUUUUGAUAACAUUUUGUAAAUACUUUCCUAUCCUACCGCUUAGGAACCACAGAAAUAAGUAAUUAUAAAUUUACAAUAGUAUUCAAAAAUAAACAGAAAUAAAAUAUUACAUACUUUUCGA